Messenger RNA from Metarhizium brunneum ARSEF 3297, 1947 nucleotides. Its product is annotated as Oxygen-dependent choline dehydrogenase. The record is from RefSeq and is a predicted model, not a curated record. Lineage: Eukaryota; Fungi; Ascomycota; Sordariomycetes; Hypocreales; Clavicipitaceae. Gene Ontology annotation, molecular function: flavin adenine dinucleotide binding; oxidoreductase activity, acting on CH-OH group of donors.
AUGAUGAAGCUAGCUACUCUUGGUGCCUUCUUGGCCGCCCUAGGCGCAGGAGCGCCAGUUCAAACUGAAGAGUACGAAUAUGUUGUGGUUGGCUCAGGCCCCGGAGGUGGCACAGUAGCGGCCAAUCUUGCCCGCGCAGGUCACUCCGUGUUCCUAAUUGAGGCUGGGCAGGAUCAAGGCGAGAACCUGAUCGCACAAGUCCCAGCUUGGUUUAACAUGGCUGGUGAAACACCUGGAAUCUCCUGGCAGUUCUUUGUCAACCACUUUCAAAAUGAAACUCAGGCAAGGCGGGACAAUAAGUACACAUACAGGCUUGACAAUGGAUCGUAUUAUGUUGGACUGGAUCCUCCUGCUGGUGCAGAGCCGCUGGGUAUAUACUACCCUCGUGGGGCAACAGUUGGAGGUUCAUCCCAAGUCAACGCCAUGUACUUUGUUGUACCUCCUGACAGCGACUGGACACACAUAGCCAACCUUACCAAUGACGACUCUUGGUUACCGGAAAAAAUGAGAGAAUACUUUGUUGAAGUUGAAAGAAACGGUUAUCUCCCCCCUGACCAGUUGGGCCACGGUUACGACGGUUUCGUUUCGUCGGCACAAAUAAAUGAUACCUUUACCACCUCUCGUCCGGGGGUAACGAAGCUUGUCAAGGAGGCGAUUCGAGAGCUCGAGGGCGUCGAUGUCCAGAGUGAGCAACAACUAGUUGACCUCCUAAGGCGGGAUAUAAAUCGCAUCGAGCCCGACCGCUACGAGAAAUCUCAAGUCUUUGACAUUGCUCUGCAUAUCGACUCUCGAAGACGCCGAAACGGGGCCCGAAACUAUAUCGCGGAUACACUAAGCGCCUUGAAUGAGGACGGCUCCGCGAAAUACCCUCUAACACUAAGCCCACACAGCCUGGCGACCCGCGUUUUAUUUGAAGAUGCCAAGUGUGGCCGCAAACCCCGGGCUAGUGGUGUCGAGUAUCUAGUCGGCGAGGCCCUUUACUCGGCCGACGACCGAUACAACGCGAGCAACUCUGGCGAGCUCAAGAGGGUCGCAGCUUCUAGAGAGGUGAUUGUUGCUGGAGGAGCAUUCAACACGCCGCAGAUACUCAAAUUAAGCGGUGUCGGACCCCGAGCUGAAUUGGAAAAGUUGGGAAUACCAGUUGUCGUGGAUUUGCCUGCCGUGGGAAAUUACAUGCAGGAUAAUUACGAAACCGGCGUCAGUGUCCGUGCCAACACGCCGUGGGAGAAUAACCCUUCUGAAAAUUGCAAAAUGAACCCAAGUCUUCCGCCGUCCGACGAUCCAUGCCUCGAACUUUGGCAAUCGCAAGGCCUGGGACCUUAUGGCGAGGGCGGCGCGCCACUGUCGGCCUUGUUUAAAUCGAGCGUGAGCGAGACCCCAGACUGCGAUAUCGCUCUUUUUGGCGGCCCCAAUGCCGACUUUCAUGGAUUCUUCCCCGGAUUCAGCCGGGUGCGGUCACCGGACAACGCCUUCUUCUGGUCUCUGGUCAAGUUGCAGACUGGCAACGAGGCCGGCACUGUGACUCUGCGCUCGACGGACCCUAGAGACACGCCGCUGAUCAACUUUAACUGGUUUGAGCAAAAGGCGGAACGCGACCUGCAGGCUCUCGAGGAGGCGGCCGACAUGGUCAAGCGUGUUUUCAAUGCCACCGGCGCGCCGUAUGCCCCCUUUGAGAUUAUUGAACCCAGUCCAGAGAUUGAGACGAAGCAAUCGAUUAAAGACAAUGCGUAUAGCCACCACGUCACAUCGACUUGCCGCAUGGGCCCCAAAGACGACCCGGAUUAUUGCGUCGACCCUGAUUUCAAUGUCAAUGGUGUCGAGGGUCUUCGUGUGGUGGAUGCCUCCGUCUUUCCACGUACACCGGGUGCGUUCCCUGUUGUCCCUGUGUUUAUGAUUAGUCAAAAGGCUUCCCAUGUUAUCCUGGAUGGCCUUUCGGAGAAACAUUGA